This is a messenger RNA of Planococcus citri (citrus mealybug), 12367 nucleotides long. RefSeq names its product zinc finger protein 395-like. The record is from RefSeq and is a predicted model, not a curated record. Gene Ontology annotation, molecular function: DNA-binding transcription factor activity; RNA polymerase II cis-regulatory region sequence-specific DNA binding. NCBI's taxonomy places the organism in Eukaryota, Metazoa, Arthropoda, Insecta, Hemiptera, Pseudococcidae. The transcript is spliced from 9 exons. Gene Ontology annotation, biological process: regulation of transcription by RNA polymerase II. Gene Ontology annotation, cellular component: nucleus. Bases 824 to 2266 code for a protein of 480 amino acids.
AUUCGGCGUUGGAGUUUUCAUUAUAUACGAUGGAUUACGAUUCGAUGUACAUAUAAGAGAGAUUCUGUACGAUCAGAUCAUCAUUUUUGGUAGGAUUACUGGAUUUUUCACAGCUCGUACUCUGGAAUCGUGCGUCUAAUCUACGAGUUUUAUUAUGGAAGCUCGAGUACAGAAUAAUGGUGGACGAUGAUGGUAUUCAGAAGUCCGAACAUGUCUUAUAUAAACGUACAAUCCUCCGGUCUCCGGUACCGCCGAUGCCGAUACCGGUGAGAGGAGAGCAGCUUACAGAGCACGAAGCACGAGAGGAGAAGUUGUGUAUUUUGUGUGCAACGACAACCAUCGAUAGGAAGUAGGUCGCUUCGAAUUAACCAAUGAGAAAGGCGCUCGCGUCACGUGACUUUGUUGUUAUCUGUCAGCUGAGAAGUGGAGUAGUUGCUCGAAGCCGGGUUACAAACCGGCCGGCUAUAUUCAUUGUUUUGUGUUUGUCUGUACUCUCAGCUGAUCGUGUAUACUCGUUAACGUCGUCGUCGUCGUCAUCGUCGAUGUACAUUGCGUUGUUAAUGUACCUGCAUUAAUCAUAUUAUUACUUUAAUAGUAAUAAUAAUUUAUCGCGAGUUUGCAUUAUUUUUCUUCGGUGUGUUUCAGUUCAGUUUCUACUGCGGUUUUCGUUUUCUUAUCCUUCGUCGUUGGCGUACGUUUUUCAGUUCUGUUGAGUUGUUGUUCGCGUCAACCUAUACUAAAGUGUGUGAAAAAAAAAACAAUUAUGAACUUGGUUCGUAUUUAAACACUCUUUUCUGCGUGUUAAAAUAAAUUAGUUUUAAAUAUGUCUACCGGUAAACGUUUGGCGAAACGGUCAAUAAUCGGGACGCGGAUUUGUGCACCGGGUGAAGAUGGACUUUUCUACUCCGGUGUAAUUCAAUCGGUGAAAACGCCCACUGAUCACGGUGAUUUCGAAACAAAUAUGGACACUUUGUACUCGGUUAGAUUCGAUUACUCGGCCAAAAAAUGCCCGUCUUUAAAACGCGAGUUUUACGGAUCGGAUAUCAUCGGUCCUGGUUUUCAAACUUUGACAAAUAUUCGUCUGAAUGCUGGUCAAAAAGUAUAUUUGACCUACAACGGCCGCGAGAUUUCGGGACACAUAGUCCAUCAUAAUUGUCUCGUGGACGAGGUGUCCGUCUCUAUAAAUCCCCCUGGAUUUGAGGGUGUGAUGGAAAUUAAAAAACGUCUAGAGGAAAUACGGCUUUUGGAAUCGAGAAAAUCGGCCAGACUUAUGGAUCAAGAUACAGAUUUUGCCCGAUUGGCAGAUAUGGCCGCUGAUCGAAAACGAGCAUCGUCCAAUUCCAUCGAAGUGCCUAUGAAUGGGUACGUUCUGCCGACGAUAUCUCGUAAAAGAAGGACUAGUAGCUCAAACGAUGAUUUUAAUAAAGAUGAAAUGAACGAAUGCACUGCUGCCUUGGUUCUAAUGAGUCUAUCUUGCAGUCCGAACUCGUCUCUUAAUGGAAAUCACUGGAUCGAUCAGCCUUUAUCGCCGAGCGCCAGUUUCAGCGACUGCGCUUCCUGGCGCAGUGGUACACCGUCUCCUCCACUCAGCGAAAGUGGCGGAUCAGGAAUAUGGGGAUCGAUUACCGACGAGGGUAUCGUCUUGGACGAAGAAUACGACGAAUAUCCUCGAAAAAGAAAGAUGAAUCGUACCUUAUUCCAAUGUACAUGGCCUGGAUGUAUGGUUAUUACUACCACGUGCGAGUCUAUCGAAGCUCACGUACGAGUAGCUCAUCUCGGGCCACGUAGAGAAAAAUCAGCGUCAGAUAACGGUUACGACGAAGACAUCGAUUUCGACGAUCACGAAGAAGAAUUUUAUUACACAGAGGUUGAAACCGAAGAAGCCUUCUACUCACCUCCGACACUUUCGCAUCGUGACAUGGCACGUCCGCCUCACGAAGAUCCAGAAUAUCAAAAGUCGUUACUUAAUCCAUCACUGCCAUCGAACCGUCGUUUCUCGCCGGCGGGUCCGAUUAACAUACCAAAAAAUACGAAUACCAAUGUACCGUGGUCUUUCUCAGCUACAAAUAUGCCAGCAAAUUCUAGCUCGCCGGUGAAACACCUAAAGCUAUCGUUUUCUGCACCCGCUUCGAAACUGCCCAGCAGUCCGACUCGUCGAGUACGAGGCGAAACGAAAAAAUGCCGCAAAGUGUACGGCAUGGAACACCGCGAAUUAUGGUGCACGCAGUGCAAAUGGAAAAAAGCCUGUAGCCGAUUCGGAGACUGAAAUAAGCCUAAAACACGAACAAGCAACGUGUUGAAAACAAUUUAAAAAUAAUGCGAAAACAUUUUUUUCUUCUGCCAUAAAUUGUAUACUGUACUAUCGUGUAUCCUUUUGUAUUAAGUACGUCGCAAUUAUUAUACUAUCGAUUCGGAUCGCCAUUGCCUUACAUAACGAUGAAUUUGAAGGCAUCAUCUCCCCCGAUUUGCUCGGCAUAUUGUACCUCUAUAUCUUUAUGUUAUACCAAAAGGUCGGCGACUGUGUACCUAAAAUAAUCGUGUAUUUUCUGUACAUAUUAUUAUCGUGUACCUCUUUAUGAAUUUUCUUUUCUUUUCGCCUAUUUAAGAUAUGUAUCGUUCGCGUAUAUUUUUAAACGUAUUUUUUAUUAUCUAAGAUUUUUCAAGAGAAUGUGUAGGUACGUGUUUGCGUGCGUGUGUGUGUGGUGGUAACAAGUCGAGUGAAAUUUUUUUCCAAGCGUGUUGAACGCGAAUCCUGCCACCAAUAAUCUUUCAUAUUAUGGCCAUAUUGACAAUCUACGAGUAUAUAAACGCGUCACAGAACAGCGGUGCACGUAUUCGCCAAUGCUAAUUGCAAAUUGAGUCGAGUUUAUGUGUGUAAUUGUAUUUUGACUUGAAAUGGAUUAUCAAGCUUUUCAUUUUAUAUAAACAAAAAAACAAAAACGUCGCGUACAUUAGAGAUACUUAUUACUUACCUCUUUUUAUUUUCCAUAGGUAUUUUUUUUUCGCCUUAUUUAUUAUAUUAUUACCUGUAUUUUUAUUCGUUUUAACAUACCUCUCCAUUUUUAAGAAAAAAAAAACAUAAACUGCGAAGUAUUUAUUUUUUUUUCUUCUCUUUUGUAUAAUUAUUAAGUUUACUUUUUUUUAUUUCGUCGUUUUUGUUUUUUUUCUCCUCAUAAAAUGCGUGUGUAAUCAGUUUUUAAUUUAUAUUUAUUUUUUUUUUAGAGUUAAAAAUUUUUAAAAUGUAAAUGUGUGCGAAGUUACCAAAUUUGAAGAAUUUUUUACUCUCUGAUUAUUUAAUUUUACUUUACUAUAGUGAUAUUGUAUCGUCGUGAUUGCUUUCUGUAUUAUGUAUGAUUUUAUUUUUAAUUUUUUUUUUUUUUACGUGUGCGUAUAAUGUUGUUGUGAGUUUUAUGUCGAGACGAGAUUGGAAAGUUUGUUUUGUGUUGUAGAUAGUGAGUAAAGAAGACGAUGGUUGAAGAACUAGAGUGGUCGUUAAUGUGAGAAUGAUUCAAAAUUUGAGGCUUUUGUUGAAGCGCAAUAUGUAUUGACGACGUGUGCUUUGGAUACGAUUCGACUGACGAAAAGAGUCGAAAUUUCCUUGUUUUGGUUGCCGAGGUUCGCGAACGCGAUGUCUUUGGUACUGAAGCUGUUUUGUGGUCAUUUAGGGCUGGGGACAUGUUUUUUUCAAAGUUUUGGUUGAGAACGAUUCAUUUUUGUGAGUCGUUCGCGAACGAUUCGUUCGUUGGAACGGUUUCUCAAAAGUUGACCGGUGUAUGUGGUUUUUGAUAGUGGUAGGAGAAGAAAAGGAUUGGAAAAAGCGUCGCUUGCGAACGAUUCUUUAGAGUCGUUCGCGACCGAAAUGCUAAAUUGCGGUUAUUUUUCAAAAUGGAGUCGUUCGCGAAUGAUUCAUUUAUAGGUAAGAGGUUUUUGUAGAAUAGAAAAUGAAAAAUGAUUCACUUGCGAACGAUUCUUGUGAGUCGUUCGCGACCGAAUCACUGAUUCAUUUUUGAAAAAUUGAUGAAAAAUAUGAUCUCGAAUCGUUCGUGAACGUUUUUUUCACCAGGGGGAUGGUAAAUUGAUCGAUUUCUCGCAAUGAUUCUUUUGAGUCGUUCGCGACUGAAUCGUUAUUGGAUUUUUUUUCGAAAUUAAUGUACUAUAUUUUUUUCGAGUCGUUCGCGAAUGAUUCAUUUUCCCAUGAACUGUGCUCAUAUGCGGUAGAAGAUCUGAAUGAAUUGAUUUUGGCUUCGUUCUCGAAUGAUUCAUUUGCGACGGAUGAUUUAUGAAGGGAGAGGAGACAUUCCUUGUGAAUGAUUCAUUCAAGCUGUUCGUGAAUGAUUCGUUAGAGUCGUUCGUGAAUGAUUCAUUUGAGUCGUUUGUGACUGAUUCUUCCGAGUCGUUCGUGACUGAUUUUUCGAGUCGUUCGUGAACGAUACGAUUCGUUCGAGUCGUUUGUGAACGAUUUUUUCGAGUCAUUCGUGAACGAUUCAUUCGAUUUGUUUGUGAACGAUUCUUUCGAGUCGUUCGCGAACGAUUCAUUUCAAAAUUGCAGGAUUUUGAGAAAAAAAUACCAUGAAUGAAAAUUACUUGAUUUGUUGGAUGUGUCAAAGACUUUCGUUCGCGAACGAUUCAUUUCAAAACUGCAAAAUUUCGAGAGAAAAACAUCACGAAUGAAAAUUAUUUGAUUUGUUUGGCGUGUCAAAGACUUUCGUUCGCGAACGAUUCGUUUGGAAAAUUGCGAUUGCAGUUAUAAUUACAAGUCGUUCGCGAACGAUUCAUUUCAAAACUGCAAAAUUUCGAGAGAAAAACAUCACGAAUGAAAAUUAUUUGAUUUGUUUUGCGUGUUAAAGACUUUUGUUCGCGAACGAUUCGUUUGAAAAAUUUCGAUUGUGGUUACAAUUGAAAGUCGUUCGCGAACGAUUCAUUUCAAAACUGAAAAAUUUCAAAAGAAAAACAUCACGAAUGAAAAUUAUUUGAUUUGUUUGGCGUGUUAAAGACUUUCGUUCGCGAACGAUUCGUUUGAAAAAUUUCGAUUGUGGUUACAAUUGAAAGUCGUUCGCGAACGAUUCAUUUCAAAACUGAAAAAUUUCAAAAGAAAAACAUCACGAAUGAAAAUUAUUCGAUUUGUUCGGCGUUUCAAAGACUUUCGUUCGCGAACGAUUCGUAUGAAAAAUUUCGAUUCUUUUUUAGGAGUCGUUCGCGAACGAUUCAUUUCAAAAUUGCAGAAUUUCGUGAGAAAAAUAUCACGAAUGAAAAUUAUUCGAUUUGUUUGGUGUGUCAAAGACUUUCGUUCGCGAACGAUUCGUUUGAAAAAUUUCGAUUGUGGUUAAAAUUACAAGUCGUUCGCGAACGAUUCAUUUCAAAAUUGCAGAAUUUCGAGAGAAGAACAUCACGAAUGAAAAUUAUUCGAUUUGUUUGGCGUGUCAAAGACUUUCGUUCGCGAACGAUUCGUUUGAAAAAUUUCGAUUGUGGUUGCAAUCACAAGUCGUUCGCGAACGAUUCAUUUCAAAACUGCAAAAUUUCAAGAGAAAAACAUCACGAAUGAAAAUUAUUCGAUUUGUUUGGCGUGUCAAAGACUUUCGUUCGCGAACGAUUUGUUUGAAAAAUUUCGACUCUUUUACGAGUCGUUCGCGAACGAUUCAUUUCAAAAAGCAGAAUUUUGACUGAAAAAUGUAACGAAUGAAAAUAAUUCGACUUGUUUGGUGUGUCAGAGACUAUCGUUCGCGAACGAUUCGUUUGAAAAAUUUCAACUCUUUUACAAGUCGUUCGCGAACGAUUCAUUUCAUAACUGCAAAAUUUCAAGAGAAAAACAUCACGAAUGAAAAUAAUUCGAUGUGUUGUUUGGCGUGUCAAAGACUUUCGUUCGCGAACGAUUCGUUUGAAAAAUUUCGACUCUUUUUUACGAGUCGUUCGCGAACGAUUCAUUUCAAAAAUGCAGAAUUUUGACUGAAAAAUGUAACGAGUGAAAAUAAUUCGAUUUGUUUGGCAUGUUAAGUACUGUCGUUCGCGAACGAUUCGAUUAAAAAUGAUGAAAUUCAAAGGAAUUGAAUUUUUAAAAAAAACAUCACGAACGAAGAAAAAAAAAGAACGUUAAAUUCGUUAAAAAUACCAAAAUUUCAGCUCAGAUCUCUUUUGUUAACCUAUUUAAAAAUAUUCGAAUGUGAAACAUGUCUGAAUCUAGGCGGCCUUUUUCGAACGUCAUCAUCACGAGAGCCUAUUGUUUUAUUACCUCUCGAGUUUCAAAUUGGAAAAAAUAUUAUAAUUUUUGAAAGACGUCGUUAAUUUCUAGCGAUUCUUCAAAUUUGCGUAAUAUUAUAUAUCUUAUAUACGAAUCUAAGAGUAUAAAAAAUAAAAUUUUUUUGCUAAAAGUUAUGUAAGUAAUUAGAUACAUAGUAGAAGAUAUUACUAUACCACAUUUUAAGUGAAAUUUCAUUUUCAUAUAUUUUUUCUAUCGUAGUCUCGUCGAGUUUAAUUAUUUUUCGCCCUUUUUCCUUUUUUUUUCUCUCUUUCAUUGAUUCGGUCGCCCAGCGCGCUUUUUAAAUUACGCGUAUUUUUUAAAAUUAAUAUUUUACGAGUUUGAAUUUUUUUCUAUAGUAUUUUAGGUAUUUUUAUUAAAUAUGCGAUAAGAUUAUUGAAGAAAAAAAAAAGACGAAAAUAUCUGGAUUGUACAACGCGUAGUCUACCUAAAUGUAGCGUAUAUAUGAUAAUAUGCAUUAAGUUGACAUAAUUUUUUUUUUCCUUAAAGUAGUGGGUACCUAGAUGUACAAAAUACGCACAUCGUCUUUCGUUUUAUUUCUUUUUUUGUUGUUUUUCUUUUGUUUCUCCUCCCAUAACCUUUUUUUUUUUUUGUUCUCGAAAAUCAACUUUCGGCCAUUUUAGUGUAUCGCGCGACUGAUGGUGGGGGUGGGGGGGACUUAUAUCGAAAAAAAAUUAUCGUAAUUUCGGAAUAUGAAAAAAUUCGAUCUCAAAACUCUCUAAGUUGUUUUUUUCUUUCUUUUUUCGUUGUUUAUAAAUUUUUUUUUCUCGAACUGCGUGAUUCUGUGAUUAAUAUAUAAAUGUAUAUGCAAUAUACGCGUGCGUUUUACUUUCAUAUUCGAAUUUCAAUUCGGGUUUAAUUUGUUUUGUUUGUCGUUUUCAUACACCUCGAAAUCUUGAUGUUAAUUUUGUUUCCUUUUUUUUUUUUUUUUCGUUUAUUAAAUGUUUCGGGUACCAUCAUCAUUGUGAUCUGAAUGUCAUCGCUGUUAUAUUUUAAUUGUUUUUUUUUCUUCUUUUUUUGUCCUCGUGUUAUACUAAAAUAUAAUUGCUGUGGUAUGUUUUUUUUUUGUAUUAAAAAAAUUAUCUAAAACGAACAAAAAAUAUUGAAUUUUGAAAAAAUUUCUUAUUCGUGACGCUUCUUAAUUGUGAAUUAUCGAAUUCGAUCAUUUUUUUUCUGUUUUUUUUUGUGAGGAUAACGUCGAAGUAAAUAUUCGUUAAUCCUGUGAUAAGAAAGUGGUUUUUUUUUGUUUCACCAAAAGUGAUAAUGUUCUAAAAUAAUCGAGACGUGUUUUAUUUACUACCUACUCUUACUUAUCUUACAUUUUACGAUGAAAAUAAGAAGCAAUUUUUCAUAUCAUUGAAUCAACAAGAAAAAAAAAAAAAAAGUAUAAAUAAAAUGGUACCCAAAUUUAUAUAAUAAUUUAACUGAUUCGAAUGUUGCUUUGAAAAAUAUUUUCAAGUUGAAAGUACAAAUAUAACUGUGAUUAAAUCUUUUCUUUUUUUUUAAUUUAUUUUUUUUUGUCGUUAUUCUCAUUAUGUUACGAUUGUUACAAUUAUUAUGUUAGGUUGCGUUUUAUAUAAAUAUGGCGAUACGCGGUUUCAUUCCAUUUUGAUUUUAAUAUUUUUUUUUUAAAAAGAAAAAUGUAAAAAAAAAUGAACAAAAUUGAUCAAAUUAGUACGCGAUGAAGGUGCAUUUUUUGAAUCGAAAUACUAAAAAACACUAGGUACGUAAAAUCGCAAUCGAUAUAUACGAAUAUAUGCGAAAAAUAAUCUUUGAUGAUGGUGAUGAUAAUGAUGAUGAAAGCUAUAUGAUUAUUAUUAUCUGUAUUAUUAUUAUCUGUAUUAUUAUUAUCAUCGUUUAUUAUUAUUCUCUAUAUACGAUGUAGUUUUUUCUUUCUUCUCCGCCGUUUGUUUACAUUUAUUAUUGUUUUGUUUUCUUCUUAAUUUUUUUUCUGUUUUGUUAUAAGCUGCUUCCCUUUGAGGUACCUCGGCUUGAACGUGAAAAUUAAUCGUGUUCAGUUGUUCACCUUUGUACCUUUUUUUUUUUUUUUUUUUUUUUUUCAAAUACGGAUCUCAUUGAAUGGUCGAGUGAGGAGCAAAGGGCAUUUCGAGAGCUCUUUUCACUCGACCUUUUUACCGAGUUUGAUUUACCUAGAUCCGUGUUUUUUUUUCAGUUUAUUCCAGGAUAAAGAUUUACUUACUUUUUGGAAUUUUUUUUAGAUUUAAUUUUGUCAAUUGGGAUGUGAAAUUAGCUCUUUUUGUGGAUAUCAUGAAAUUUAUCCAGUUGGUCAAUCGUUUUUUGGCUUUUAACUCGUUCAAUUUGCAUUUUUUCAAAAAACUUGAAAUUAUCUACAAAAAAUAUUCUUAUCGAUUCUCAGAAAAAAAAAAAAUCGAUAUCUCGAAAUUUUUCAAGUCGAAAAUGGUUUCUUGAUCGUUUCUCUGAGAACAUAAAUUUUUUCGAAAAUUAAAAAUGGUAAAAAAUAUUCCUCGUAAAAUUUCCUGCAAAAAAAAGUUCUUAUCAAUUUUUCAAAAAAUCGAGUUUUUUUGUCGAUAUUUCGAAAUUUGGACAUUUUUUGGUCGCUUUUCUGAGAAUUUGAAUUUUUUCGAAAAUUAAAGAUGGAAAAAAAUAUUCCUCGUAAAAUUUGCUGCAAAAAAAGUUCUUAUCAAUUUUUCAAAAAAUCGAGAUUUUUUGGUCGAUAUUUCGAACUUUGGACAUUUUUUGGUCUUUUCAAGUCGAAAAUGGUUUUUUGAUCGUUUCUCUGAGAACAUGAAUUUUUUCGAAAAUUAAAUAUGGAAAAAAAUAUUCCUCGUAAAAUUUCCUGCAAAAAAAGUUCUUAUCAAUUUUUCAAAUAAUCGAGAUUUUUUGGUCAAUAUUUUGAAAUUUGGACAUUUUUUGGUCUUUUCAAGUCGAAAAUGGUUUUUUGAUCGUUUCUCUGAGAACAUGAAUUUUUUCGAAAAUUAAAAAUGAAAAAAAAUAUUCCUCGUAAAAUUUCCUACAAAAGAAGUUCUUAUCAAUUUUUCAAAUAAUCGAGAUUUUUUGGUCGAUAUUUUGAAAUUUGGACAUUUUUUGGUCUUUCUAAGUCGAAAAUGAUUUUUUUGAUCGUUUUUCUGAGAACAUGAAUUUUUUCGAAAAUUAAAGAUAGAAAAAAAAUAUUCCUCGUGAAAUUUUCUGCAAAAAAAAGUUCUUAUCAAUUUUUCAAAAAAACGAGAUUUUUGUUGAUAUUUUGAAAUUUGGACAUUUUUUGGCCUUUUCAGGUCGAUAAUGGUUUUUUGAUCGUUUCUCUGAGAACAUGAAUUUUUUCGAAAAUUAAAGAUAGAAAAAAAUAUUCCUCGUAAAAUUUCCUGCAAAAAAAGUUCUUAUCAAUUUUUCAAAAAAACGAGAUUUUUUGUCGAUAUUUCGAAUUUUGGACAUUUUUUGGUCUUUCUGAGUCAAAAAUGGUUUUUUGAUCGUUUCUCUGAGAACAUGAAUUUUUUCGAAAAUUAAAAAGAUUGAAAAAAAUAUUCCUCGUAAAAUUUCCUGCAAAAAAAGCUCUUAUCAAUUUUUCAAAAAAUCGAGAUUUUUUUCGAUAUUUCGAAAUUUGGACAUUUUUUGGUUUUAUUUCAUCUAAUUUGAAUUUUUUUGAAAAAUUUAAUGAAAAUAUUUCUCAUGCAAUUUUCUAAAAAAAAAGAUAUUCAUGAAUUUCCAAAAAACAAGAGAUUUUUUGAUCUUAUCUCUUCCAGUUUGAAUUUUUUCAAAAAAUCGAAGAUGAAUGAAAAUAUUCCUCAUAAAAUUUCCUACCAAAAAAGCUCUUAUCAAUUUUUCAAUAAAUCGAGAUUUUAUAUCGAUAUCUCAAAAUUUGCUCCAUUUUUCAGUCUUAUUUCAAAAAAAAAAAAAAAAUCGAGAUUUUAUAUCGAUAUCUCGAAAUUUGUACAAUUUUUUGGUCUUAUUUCAUGCAAUUUGAAUCUUUUCGAAGAAUGUGGCAUGAAAGAAUAUUUCUCUUAUAAUUUCCUCUAAAAAAGGUCCAUAUGAAUUUCCAAAAAAAAAAAAGAGAUUUUAUAACUCGAAAUUUGAGUGAAAUUGAAAAUUAUAAAAAUGAAUGAAUAAUUUGAUAGAUUUAAAAUUUUGUUGGAGAAAAAAACGAAUAUUCCCCCCCCCCUCUCACACCUACAAAUUUGAGACAUUUUCAUCUAAAUUCCAAAAAAAUAACCAUUUUUGUAAAAUAUUACAAUAUUGAAAUGAAUUGAUAAUUUUUUUUUUGAUAAUUUUUGAACAAUCGUUUUCAUUUUUUUCAAAAAAAAAAAAAAAAAGUCAAAUAUCAAAAUUAUGAAAAAAAUUUAAAAUCCAAUCGUUGAAAGUUUUACGUUCCAAUCGAGCAAAAUUUCCACUUCUAUAGCUUUUAUUACCUACGUUGAGAUUUAAAAAAAAUACCUAUUUAUUUUUCUUCCUUUGUACCUAAUUUUAAAAAUAACAUCAGCAAGAAAACGUGUCAUAAUUAUUUAAUUUUAUGGGACAUUUGUGUACAUAUUUUGGCCAACCCAUAAAUGUGUAUUUUACGCGAUAUACCAAAAAUAGUUACCAAUUUUAUGUUUGAUAUUUUACAUAAUUACGAAUGUAAGUACGAUAUUUUUCUUAUCAUGGCCUCUGUUGGAAUUUUUCAAAAAAAUGAGAAAAAAUAAACACCCGAGUAUAUAGAUUACUUACCAUAUUAUACUUUAUACAUUGUAAUGUGUAUUGCAUCAAAGAAAAAUAACAGAAUUACCUAUUUACAUAUUUAUUUUUGCCAAGCUUUAAAUGUAGUACCUUUGACUGUGUAGUAUAAAUAUAGGUAUUGGAUCUGAAAGUACACAAUACGAAGAGUCCAUUUAACGGUCGAAUGUAUUAUAUUUUGUAUUAAUUAUAAAUAUUUUUAUUUUAUUAUUUUUUUUUUCUUCUUCGUCAUUAACUUAAUUUCUUUUAUUUUUUUUUUCGAAUCGUAUAUAUUGUAAGUGUUCUUUUUUCGCUUUUGUUUCUUUUGUUUUCGUUUUGUUUUUAUGUUAAGUUUUUAAAGUAGUAUUUUUUUUUCUAAAUCUCUUAAUGAUGUAAAAAAAAAAUGGAAAAAAUGGAAAAAAAUUUUACGCAACGUUAUAAUAUUAAUUUGAUCUCUUUCUCUGUCUCUCUCUUUCUGUUCGUACCUUGUUUCGCGUCUGUCGUUUUGAUUUUAAUGUACUAUUUACCUUUAAUAGAUAGAAUAAUAUUUUUUUGCUCGAUUGUCAUUUUAAAAAAUGCAUAUUGUAGAUACCUAUUUAUAAAAUAAUAGAGAUACGAAAAAUUCUACAUAUAUUUCUCUAAAGUGAAGACAAUAUGACACCAAAAGUGUUCCGUUGAAAGUGUUUCUGUCUGCUCUUUAUCGAGUCGUCGUACUGUUUUUUUUCUCUUUCUUUUUUCACGAGUAAAUUUUUUUACAUCAAAAAAUUAUUAUUGGACUGACACGCUUAUAUUUAUGAGACGCUCGAAGCGUGAAAACAAAUCAAUUCUUUUUAAUUUUUACAGUAUUAUGUUCGCGUUACAAUCGAGAUACCUUUACCAUCGUGUUUAUAAAUAACAUUGUGUACGAAAUUUAUCAACAGUACGCUAUAAGUCUUCUGUUUUGUAUAAAAAAAAAUUCAAGGAAAAAAAACGUCGAAUUUUUAUGGAACCCUUUUUCUUUUUUUUUUUCAAUCAGUGUGUUUUUCUCUUUACUUUUUAUCUACCUAUCUUUCUGUUUCUGUUUUUCUGUUUCUCUCUCUGUGAUCACAAAUUAUACCUAUACCUCCUUAUGGACAUUAUUUAAUAGCCAGUUUUGAGUUUUGAUUUCAAAAACAACUACGUACUAUAAUAUACAUCAUCAUGAUCAUGAACUAGGUAGACGUUUAUUUAAAAUAUGUGCCUAUAUACAAUAUAAUUGAUUUUAUAAUAAGGAAAUAUGUAAGAGUAGUAUCACUACGCGUUAUUUUCUAAGUUUAAUUGUAUAACUUAAACGUAACUUAAUCAUCGUUUCUUUUUUUUUUCUUUUUCGUUGUUCAAUCCUAUUAAAAUAGUUUCAUAAACGUAGAGUAUUAUUUCCAUUGUAAAAUAAUGAUGAAAAAAAAAAUAAACGCAAGGUUUUGCUUCUAUUUA